GCCCCCCUGGGCGGGAUCAGCUCUGCUCGGGGUCAUCCCCUGCUCGGGAUCCCCCCCCCCCCCGUGCCCGCCCGGUGCGGCUGCGGUGUCACCGCCCGCAGCGGCGGCAGCGCGGCCGGGCACGGCGACCUGCGCAACCCCGCCCGCUCCGCAGUGCCCUGCAGAGAUGGCGAGUGCAGAGCCCGGCUCUGGGGAUGCAGCUGAGGCUGAAGAGGCCGUCUACGAGGUGAUGCCCUGUGACAGGAUGGAGCUGAGCCAGCGGCUGGCCGUGGAGGAGCUCAUCAGCACCGAGGCCAGCUACGUCCACAACCUGCAGCUGUGCAUGUCCGACAUCCGGGCACACCUCCAGGAGAAGCAGCUGCCUGAGCUGGACCUGGAAGGACUCUUCUCUAACACCGACGACAUCCUCCAUGUCUCCAGACGGUUUCUGAAGGGGCUGGAGGCCACGGCUGGCCAGGGGCAGGAGCAGCUGCUCUGCAUCAGCACGCUGUUCCAGGAGUUCAAGGAGGAGAUGGAGACUGUCUACAAGGUCUACUGUGCCAGCUAUGACCAUGCCCUGCAGCUGGUGGAGAGCUACCGCAGGGACCCCCGGCUGCAGAAGGAGAUCCUGGACACCCUGAAUGCCACCGUGCCUCACACGGGCGCGUCAGACCUCAGCUUCUUCCUGGUGAUGCCCGUGCAGAGGGUCACCAAAUACCCUCUGCUGCUGGGGAAGAUCCUGGAGAACACCCCGAGCAGUGCCAGUGCCCACUCAGCCCUGCAGGCAGCGGCUCGUGCCAUGGCCCAGGUCAAUGCCAACAUCAACGAGUACAAACGGCGCAGGGAAGUGGCAACCAAAUACAACAAGGCCGAGCACCUGACGCUGCGGGACCGCCUGGCGCGCCUCAACACCCACUCCAUCGCCAAGAAAACCACGCGCCUCAGCCGCCUCCUCAUGCACGAGGCUGGCAUCGUGGCCAAGACCGAGGACAAGGAAUAUGACGACCUGGAAGAGAAGUUCCAGUGUGUGGCAUCCAGUGUGGCCACGCUGAAGGAGAACGUGGCAUCCUACCUGGGCCACUUAGAGGCGUUCCUGCUGCCCAGCCCGCACCAGUGUGACCUGCAGAUGGAGCAGGGACCUGCCCAGCAGCAUCGCCGCCUCUCCGAGCUCCUCCAGAGCACCGUUUUCCCCGAGUUUAAGCGGCGUGUGGACAGGCUGGUGUGGCAGCCCCUCUGCAGCCUCUCAGACAUGCUGGAGGGGCCCCAGCAGCUGGUCAAGAAGCGCCUGGACAAGCUGCUGGACUACGAGGAGAUCCAGGAGAGGAAGAGCGAGAUGGGCAGCGUGAGCUACGACGAGGAGGCAGCCAUGAACACCUACCUGGCCAUCAAUGACCUGCUGGUGGCCGAGCUCCCCCAGUUCAACCAGGUGGCCGUGCAGCUCCUGGGGCAGAUCCUGCGCUCCUUCAGCGCCCUGCAGCUGGACUUGGCUGCCCAGGUGCUGCACCACGCAGAAAAGGAGCUGGAGCAGCUGCCCCAUGGCCACAUGCCCCUGCCCAGCUUCUGGAAGGUGGUGGAGGACAGCCUGCAGCAGUCGGGUGCUCAGCUCCGUGCCUUCUGCCAGGCCUUUGAGACUGUGACACCCAGCCCUGGCACACAGGCUCUGACCCCCGCUGAGGAGAGGAAGGUCCUUUCCCUUGUGAGCAAGCACGGCCCAGACAAGCUUUACCAAGUGACCAGCAACAUCAGCGGCAGCAGAGACUUGGACCUGACCUUGCUGAGGGGACAGAUCGUGGCUCUGCUGCAGAAUGCAGACACCAAGGGGAACACGAGCAGGUGGCUGGUGGAUGCUGGAGGUCCCCGGGGGUUUGUCCCUGCUGCAAAACUCCGGCCCUACAGCCCUGUACAAGUGCAGCAGCCUGUGAUGCAGCUGCUGGCCCUGGACAGUGGCACAGAGAGGAGGAGACAUUCCUACGCAUCCCCUGAAGCUCCCAGGCCGCAGGUGGCCACGUUCACCCCAACAUUCCAGGUGGUCGCUGGCUUCUCCUUCGCAGCCCGGAGCCCGCAGGAGGUGAGCCUGCAGGCAGGGCAGCCCGUGGUGCUGCUGGAGCCCCACGACAAGAAGGGCAGCACGGAGUGGAGCCUGGUGGAGGUGAACGGCCAGAGGGGCUACGUGCCCUCCAGCUACCUGGUGACCGUCCCCGUGCAGGACCCCGCGGGCUGGAGCUUGCCCGUGUGAGCACCCAAGGACACCUCACAGGAGAUGCUGGAGGGAGGCAGCCCCCGGUUUGGGAAGGUGGUGGGAGGCACGUGGGGGACACGGCCCAGGGACGUGGGCACGAGGAUGGCACUUGGGAGGCACCUUUUGACGGGAGGUGUGAGGGUGCCAGGUCCCGUGUGUGUGUUGGCACAAAGCAAAGCAGCACCAGGGAGUGAGGGCAGGUGGCUGCAGUUAUCCAGGGAUUUGCUGAAAUCUCUGCAAGUGACAAAUGUGUCCUGGGGUGAGGAGGCAGCGUCGUCCCUGGUUAGAGCAGGAUUGAGCAGCAAAGGUGCAGCACUGCAGAGGGGUCCUCAGCCAGGCAGGGGGCACUCGGACACCUGGGCACUGAGCACCUGGGCACUGGGGCACUUGGGCACCUGAGUACCUGAGCACUUGGGCACUGGGCACAUGGGCACUGGGCGCCUGAGUGCAUGAGAAUUUGGCUACCUGGGCACCCGAGUACCUGAGAAACUGGGCACCUGAGGAUUUGGCUACCUGGGCACCUGAGAAUUGGGCUACUGGGGCACCUGAGUACCUGAGAAACUGGGCACCUGAGUACCUGAGAAUUUGGCUACUGGGGCACCUGAGUGCCUGAUUCUCGGGCACUGGGCAGAUGGGCAUUGGGCACCUGAGUACCUGAGAAUUUGGCUUCCUGGGCAUCUGAGUACCUGAGAAACUGGGCAUUUGGGCACCUGAGAAUUUGGCUACUGGGCACCUGAGUACCUGAGAAACUGGGCACCUGAGUGCCUGAGAAUUUGGCUACUGGGGCACCUGAGUGCCUGAUUCUCGGGCACUGGGCAGAUGGGCAUUGGGCACCUGAGUGCCUGAGAAUUUGGCUUCCUGGGCAUCUGAGUACCUGAGAAACUGGGCAUUUGGGCACCUGAGAAUUUGGCUACUGGGCACCUGAGUACCUGAGAAACUGGGCACCUGAGUACCUGAGAAUUUGGCUACUGGGGCACCUGAGUGCCUGAUUCUCGGGCACUGGGCAGAUGGGCAUUGGGCACCUGAGUACCUGAGAAUUUGGCUUCCUGGGCAUCUGAGUACCUGAGAAACUGGGCAUUUGAGCACCUGAGAAUUUGGCUGCCGGGGCACCUGAGUACCUGAGAAACUGGGCAUUUGGGUACCUGAGAAUUUGGCUGCCGGGGCACCUGAGUACCUGAGAAUUUGGCUGCCGGGGCACCUGAGUACCUGAGAAACUGGGCAUUUGGGUACCUGAGAGUUUGGCUGCCGGGGCAGCUGAGUACCUGAGAAACUGGGAAUUUGGGUACCUGAGAAUUUGGCUGCCUGGGCACCUGAGUGCCUGAUUCUCGGGCACUGGGCAAAUGGGCAUUGGGCAUUUGGGUACCUGAGAAUUUGGCUGCCGGGGCAGCUGAGUACCUGAGAAACUGGGAAUUUGGGUACCUGAGAAUUUGGCUGCCGGGGCAGCUGAGCGCUGAGCCUUGGGCUCUGCGCGCCUGUGGCAGCGCUGGGCUGCGGCCGGCAGGGGGAGCCCCGCAGCAGCGCCCAGCGCCGCUGGCUCGCCCCGGGAGCGCUGGUGCGGGACUGCGGGGGCUCCGCCCGGGGGCUCCGCACCGCGCAGGGGGACCCAGACCGCCACUCCCGGGACUCCCGAGUCCCCCCUGCCACCCUCACAGAUCCCCGGCGGGGUGACACAGGUGCCACGGAAGAGUUUUUUUGGGAGAAUCGAUCCGUGUUGGUCCUGACCUAAGGCUCGGUUUGAGAGCGGAGAGAACCCCCCUCCCGCCAUUCCCGAGGUAUCCAUGCCUCAGUUUCCCCGUGGUUGCUCUGUUAGGAGAUGCUGAUGGGGCUGAGGUGGGCAGCCCUGCCAUGGUGCCAGAGGGGACUUCAGGAGCGCCCCGGGACUGGCACUUCACGCCGCCCAUCCCUCACCGAGGCCAGUGGAGCACCCGGCUGGCGUCGCCCCGGCUGCCCUGGGCUCCUGGCGCUGCACGCAUCAAAGGUGCCCGCGCCGGCUGGCGAGCGCUGGCACGCCGGGCCCUGCGCCCUGCCCUGCCCUGCCCGGGGGCAGCAGCACGCCCGGCCACCCACGGGCUCCCCGCGGGCGCCCCAGUGCAGCCGUGGCUGCGGGCUGGGCAGCAGGGCAGGGCUGGCACGUCCUCACCCAACCCUGAGCAGGUGCCAGGCGGGUGGGGACAGCCCCAGGCACUGCCCUGUGUCCCCCGUGUGGGGCUGGGGUUGGUUUGAGGCAGAGUGGGGCUCACCCUCCUUUUACCUGUGCCUGUGGGGUGGCUGGGGGGCAGCCACCUCUGCCCAGGUGCCAUUGAAAGGCCCGAGGAAAUGCUCACCUACACAAAACCUGGGAGGGGACAGCAGUGCCAGAGCUGGGGACGUGUCCUGGGGAUGCUCCCAGCCUGGGGAAAGGCUGAUGGGUUCCUCAGCAAGGGAAAAUGAGUAGGCUGGGGGACAGGGGUCAUUGAGCAAGGGCCGUGUGUCUGUGCUUGCCCACCCAGCCCAGGCCCUGCAGCCACAGGGCUCACCCCUCCAGCUCCCUGCAGGUGGCUCCUCUGGGUUUUUCCAUCCCUGAUCAAAUCCCAUCAGGUCAGGUUUCCCUCCCGAGUCACCUUCCUGCCAGCUCGGCGGGGUGCACCAGCAAUCAGCCCUGUGCCAGGCCAUGGCAGCAGUCGGGCAGGUCCUGCUCCACAGCCCUCGGGGUGUGGAGACCCCUCAGAGGCUGAAAGGUGACAGUGGCACACGGAGUGCUGAGCCCGCUGCUGCCUGGGCCCCGAUCUUCCCAUGGAAGGAGGUCUGGGGUGGUCAGGGCUGGGGUGGUCAGGGCUGGGGUGGUCAGGGCUUGGCUGGACAUCCAGCAGGAAGAGGGAAAUGAGUUCAUGUGGCUCCUCCAGCCUGUGGGUGCCAAGGGGUGAGCUGGGCUCUGCUGUUCCCCCAGUCCUGCUGCCAGCCUCGAUGGCCAGGGGACCUUACCCAGGGGUCUGUCCCCAGGACAGGGCCUGGUCCUUGGCUGCAGGGCAUGGGUGCCUGCAUCCCUCCCUUCUCCCGUGAAUUCACCCAGCACCGCUGCUGCCCUGGGCCUGGAAGUGCCCUCUUGGAGUCACGGGAGGGCACGGGGCUCUUCCAGCCCAAACAUGAGGGGGGAUAAAGGGCACAAGUGUGCCUUUAAAUAGCCUGUCAAGGACAGGCUCUCCCGGGAGGAAUGCUCUGGCUGGCCCAGUGGAACAUGCCUGUGGCUGGGGACACGGGGGGACAGCUGGGCAGGGCCGGCUGCUCACCAGGAGGCCAGGUCAAGGUUAGGCACGGCCCUGGCCCGGUGCCACCGUGCCAUGGCUUGGCACUGGGAAAACAGAGCCGUGCAAACAGGGAAAUGAAUGCCAGGCCAGGGGUUGGCCGUGGCCAGGGCUGAUCUGGAGGUGCCAGCGGGGCCAGCCCGCACGGAAUUUGGCAGCGGCGCUGCCUGGCUGCCAGAGCAGCCUCCGGGGCAGCUCCGGUUGUCCUGAGCGGCUGCUGCACUCCUGUCCGGGCUGAUUCAUAUCCUGGACGUGCAGGCAUUUGGAUAUUGUCCACCUGCGGGGUGUGACAGCGCACGGCUGUGUCCCCAGGGCGCGGGUGCCAGCCCGGCCACGUGCCGGGAGCAGGACGGGGCAGCUCCGGCUCUGCUCUGUGUGCCUGCUGCUCCCUGGGGCCGCGGCGGGGCCACAAAACACAUCCCAGGUGAGAGCCCGGGAUGCCAGGAGGAUGGCUGAGUGCCCAGGUGGCCAUGUGCCCGUUGGCUCUGCUGGGGCACCCCGGGGGAGGGAGAUGUGAGAAAAGGCAGCUGCCACAAGCCCCAAGCCCAGGCCCCCAAUCCCAGAGCCAUCCCCUCACCACGGGGUGCAGAAAGAGGGCAAAAAGGCUCAGAGAGGGGAGCCAGGAGGAGCAGGGUGGCCACGUGGGCUGAAGGGCACAGCCAGCCCGAGUGGCUUUAGGCACGGAGCUCGAGUUGCCCACGCUGCCAGGCUGAGCUGGCUCCCAGCAGAGAGAGCCAGCCUGUGCCGCAAUGUUCCCUGCCACCUGCCCAUGGUGGCCCACGAGGAGCAGCCCGAGCCCCUGGCCACCCUGGCUGGCCCCUCGUGUGCCCGCUGGGACCAGCGUGGCCCGAGGAAGGGCUGAGCCCCGCGGAGAGCGAGCCCGGGGCUGCGGAGCAGGAGGGGAGCCGUGAACAGCAGCGCUCGCUCCAGGCUGGUGCAGCUGGCACCUGAAUUGUCUAAUAAAGUGUGAAAUUGCUUUCAUGCUC
Molecule: messenger RNA, 6485 nt
Organism: Vidua chalybeata
Lineage: Eukaryota; Metazoa; Chordata; Aves; Passeriformes; Viduidae
Gene: ARHGEF37
Product: Rho guanine nucleotide exchange factor 37
Exons: 13
Coding region: 167-2215 (682 amino acids)
Cellular component (GO): cytoplasm
Molecular function (GO): guanyl-nucleotide exchange factor activity; protein binding
Source: RefSeq, a predicted model, not a curated record